AUGUGGCAAAAUACAACGAUCAACGAAGAACUAGAUCCAAAUGAUACCAUGUACGACUUCAAAAAGAACGAUACCGCUAAUGAGAGCUGUAAGUCUUUGUCGAGAUAACAUUUUUAGGUAAUAUCUUGAGUUUUUCGAAGUUUGUGGAAUAGUAGUAAUUUAAAAUCAUAUUUUACAUUAUAUUAUACAUGGUCUUUUUAAAGUUAUGGUAUUUUUACAAGCGUUAGAUAAUAUUUCAGAGUUUACAGUUAUUGUGAUCUCUUUGGUGUAAUAUUUAACAUAAAAAAUUGUUUAAAAUACUGUAAAACUACACGGAAACAGAGCUAAAACUAUAAAUUUACAUUUCAGCGUUGGGUUUUCCAUCUGCGAUGCAAUUCAACAAUACAGAAGAUUCGAAGCAGGAUUUUCCUUUAAACAAUGACACUAUGAAUCAAAGCUCGUUCUUUAAUCAAAGUCGUCGAAUUUCAGCCGCUUUUAACGAUUCGAAAAAUCCUAACUCAACGAUCAUUUCGGAUCUGAGCUCCUCGGCCGCAGGUUUUGGCCGAAACAAUGAGACUCGAGAGGAGUUUGACAACAAAUCCUUUGGAGCUUCUACCAAUGACAGUAAGUAUUGAUUUUGAUUAUUGUUUUGUGUUUAGGUAAUAUUGAAGUUAUUAUGUUUUGUAUUAGAAAGUGAGAUGAUAAGGCCUAACUUUUGGUCUAGGUUGAAGAAAAGUUUAAGCGGUAUGCGCUUGAAAGUUUGAUUCGGAUUAUAAAAUACGCCCUAGUGGAGCUUAUUGUUAAUAUUUAUGUUAAUUUGAUGCUUUGUUGGUUAAAUUUUAUUUUCAGUUUGAAAAUUGAAUUUUUUGAAAUAUUUGCUGUAGAAAACCUUAUCUUUGUUGCUAUUCUUUCUGCUUUGAUUAAUAUUACGAUAUUUUAGCUUAUGUACGUCCAAUGGGGAAACUUAAGCCGGAGCUGGAGAACACGGACAAGUAUUGGUGCGAAUACUUUGACUCAUCCUUGAGCGACAAGUUUUAUACCAAUAGUGUUGCCGGCUUUUCUGAAGCUACUUUGGAAGUAAGUUGAAUUUUGUGUAAUGGAUUAUUUGCUUUUGGUAUUGGUUUUAUAUGAUUUUAAGGUAAUAUGCGCAAUGUUAUGGCGAUAAUGACAUGUGUUUAUUUAUAUUUGUGGUUCGGACAGUUUCAUUCGUAUAAAAGCAAUAUUCUCUUCGAUUUUAAUCUUGUUUUUUGGUUCUUUUAGCGUUUUUAUUUAUAAAUUUGUCUGAAAGUUAGGUUUUAAGGUUUUUUCUUUGAUUUUUUAAAAGUUUUGGCUCUUGGAACUUUAGUUUUAAUAUGUUUUAACUGUAAAAAGUAAGAGAAGAUACGAAAUUAAUCAGGAAAAACAUAAAAAUAGUUUUAUAAUAGAGAAAUCAAUAUUUUUAUUAAUCUUAUUGAUUUUUAGGGAAUUCCAGAAAAUCGUGAUGCUGUUAUGAACGUAAAAGAGGUGGAGAAAAAGGUAAGAUUAGCAGUUAUUUUACAUUUUUUGAACAUUGUGAGUAUUAUUGACAUUUAAUAGCUUUUAAUGUUGAUAAAAGUUGUAAAUUGCUUAUUAAUAUUACUGAAAUGUCUCGUUCACAAUAGAUUCUAAGGAUAAUUGUCAUUUCUAGCCCAAAGUCAAAAUCAACGAGGAGCCAGAAGUCCGUCAUUUGCCGGAAGCGACCGAGAACGAACGUACUCGAUGCCAGAUCAAUAAUGAAUCCGUUAAUCACUUCACUUACAUCAGACAGUUCAGGAAGAACUACGAGAAGAACCGCAAGAGGGGACUGGUCGAUGUGAACCUUCGCGAUCGUGAGCAUCUUUUUGGACUGGAUGCGGAGUAUGAAAACGACAGCGAUGACGAAUAUUGCGGACCCAGCGGAAUAACUACAGAGACGGUGGAUCCACUGACGGGCUUGUCUGGUGAUAAACUCAAAGAACGACGAGAGAAGGAUAGUUACGAACUGUUCCGUGAACGUGCCCGUACAUUGAAACACCCGUUGUGGAAAGGAGACGAUGAGGAGUCGAUCACUGGCUUGUUCGACCGUUUAGGAGUGAAGGAUGAGGAUGCGAAUAUGGUUCGUACUUUUUUGUACGCUCACAACAGCCACAAGUCUAUGAAUGUAAGGCUUUUUAUUGUAGUAUAUGGUUUGGGGAAGAGAAUUUAUGAAAAAUAUAAAAGCUAGGGUUAUGGGUUUAAAAUAUUGCAAAGAUUUUGAGGUUUUUGCACUUUGAAAAGAUUUUUUUCAUAUUUACAAAGGUUUUUAAAAAGUUUCAUCUAGAAUAGCCUAUCACCCAUACCAUUUUAAGCACCCAUCGAUCUUGUCCAGAACAUACCCCCAAAUAUCAUAAAUUUCAAUUUGCUUAAAAGUUUGAACUACUGUUUCUAUUUUACUUCGCACUCCCAUCAUUGUUGUUUACACCUCCUACGCAAUAGAUCGCACCCCACCCUCUGUAGAUCGCACCCCCCACCGUUGUAGUUCACACUCUCAAAAAAUGAAAUUUACAACCGACACGUAAAAACUCAAAAAUUAUUCAUUUUUUAAAUUGAACUUUACGAAAUCAAUGAAAAUGGGUCUAAAAGGCAGCAAAUUUUGCAAAUUCUUCAUUCUGCUCCGUCAUUCACCGCUUUGGCCAGUCAGUCGAUCAGCACUCUCUCGCGCCAUUCUCAACCUUCAACUUCGGACAUUUUCAAUAUGGUUCGGCCAAGUAGGAUCCACUUGUAGUUAGAGAUUGGGUGUUUCACUGGGGUGCGAACCGGUUGGGGGUGUGAGACGGAAUGGGGGGUUGUUUUGGAUGAGCGCCGUUUUUUAUUAUUUAUGAUAAGUAUUACUUUUUUACGAAUAUUUUGUUUCUUUACAUUAAUACUUUUUAGUGGUUCCAUAAUUACCUGAGCAGAAAUCGAGGUAUGGUCUACACACCUCAUACUUUUCAAAUUCUCAAUGUUUGGACUGUCGAUAGACCGUAUGAUCGAAGAUUUAGAUCAGAGCUUCCAAACAAGUAAGAUUUUCUCAAGAUUUUGGAAUAGUUAUUAUUUUUACAAACUUUUGUAGUAAAUUGGAUGAAUUUUGUGUUAAUUUAAAGUUUAUAGGAUGUUCUUGCUUCACGGACUUCAGAAGGAUCACGUCUAUAAGCUGUUGAAGUUUGGCUUUGAGUGUGAAGAAGCUUAUGGUGGCGUAAGUGGAUUUUAGAUUUAUGGUUUUGUUACUACCAAAAAAAAUAUUUUUGAUUUGUAUUAAAAUAUUUUUUAAUUUUCUAUUGCAGGUCAAAUCCGUGUUCAAAACUGCAAUUUAUUUCCAAUCUUGUUCGACCAAAGCUGCUAACUACACGGUCGAAAACUCGUACAAGUACGAGAGGAAGGCGGAUCGAGAACAGAUCAAGCCAAGAAAUGGAGAAGUCAUCUAUCUUUUGUUGUGUAACGUAGCCUUGGGUAGAGCUCUUGAAUCGGACGAAACCAUCAAGAAUGGGACCUUGAACAACUUGUGGAAGGCGUACGACUCAUUGCGAUGCGUUGGACUGUGUACACCGUUGGGCAAGGAGCUGGAGUAAGUUUUGGGAGUGGAUUGCAGGGACGUAUGAUAGUUAGAAGGUAACUACUCUCCCAUUAGCAUCUAGAAAAAACCCAAGUUUCUUAUUUUGUUACUUUAUACUGCUGGAGGUCUGCCACGGGGAAGAAAUUUUUGAAAAUUUUGUUAAUCAUGUUCGAAUAAAAGUUGAGUUAAAAUAUUUAAAAAUACAAUUUCGGGCUUGAGAAUGGAGCCGUUAGAAUUCCGAUGGGACCAUAUGACGAAAUGCCACCAGAUGACAAGGUAAUCAAGACCAGAAGUCUUUUCGACGAUUACUGUGUCAAAGACCCAAACCACGCACGCAUCAACUACCUACUGGAAGUGAGAUACAGGGAAGAACAGGACUAA
This is a messenger RNA of Bursaphelenchus okinawaensis, 3928 nucleotides long. The record is from the annotation of a GenBank genome assembly. NCBI's taxonomy places the organism in Eukaryota, Metazoa, Nematoda, Chromadorea, Rhabditida, Aphelenchoididae.